ACAUGAUGAUGGCACAUGAUUGAAAAGCACUGAUCUAGGCCACUGCUGAAAGAGUUGUUUGGAUUUGAAUUUUGCACCAACGGCAUCGUAAGCAGUCGCUAGAGGGCGCACUCACCGCACACUGUACUAACUGCACAAACUUGAAUGAGAUGCUUGUGCAGUAUGGGUGGUACAGUCUAAAACUGACUGGUCGACACGCGUCCAAAAUGUACAACAGGAAAGUUUAGUUUACGUUAGCUAAAUCAACUGUGGACGCCUCUGGGUACGAGGGGAAAGCAAGAUCUGUAAUGGACUCUAACAGUGAAGACGGAGAGAAUCAAAAUCAUGAAGAUGCCUUCCAACAGGAUAUGGUCCUGUACAAAGUGAGCUAUUCUCACAGGAGAAACACACAUGAGGUGGAUUAUGAUAAAAAGGAGGAGUUCAACAGAAAGAGAUACCCUGUGAGUCGGUCUGGUAACAGCACGGGCAGAGUGAAGCGGGUCGUGUCUUGUAAAAGGAAGACCCAUCAUCAUACAGUGACUCGGAAGAAACCAUCUGGGUUUGGGCGGACUCAUGACACAGCCAACAAAGAGAAUGAGCUGAGCUGCAUGCAGGACAUGCAACAGGGAAUAUUCAGUAUGGACCCUUUCGAGUUCCCGUCCAGUGUCAAUAACCACAAGACUAGUAAAACCGGUUCCAAACACACCGACUACUUCACACUCACUGAGCUCACCAAGGAUCACGGCACAAUGACCAAUGUGCUCUUUGGAAGAAAUCUGAGACUGAAAGUGGCUUUAACGCUGUGGCAAAGAAAUGUGGGAGAAUUGUUGACAUACUUCCUGAGAAUUCAAGACACGGGUGUGUUUGUUGAUUUUCUUCCACUGAUAACCAAAAGUAUUAACGACGACUCUCCCAACAUUACAAUUGGCUGUUGUGUUGACCUCUUCCCAUUGGUUAAGAAUCUCCUAAUCAAUCCAUAUGAGGAAUAUCUUAUAGUUGGUUUAAAAUGGAUAAAUUCCAUUUUGAAAAACUGGUGGGAUGAACUUAGAGCAAGUGGCUAUAGUGGAUCAACCAGCCAUCCACUGGAUAAAAAUUUCCAAGUGUUUAAUCAGCAGUUAGUGGAGUUGUGGCACCAGGCGCCUUUUUUGAAAUCUGUUCCAGGAACUGCAGGAGAUAAUGCAAAGGACAUUGAUUCUUACCUGUCACAACUUACGUGAUGACACCGGAGAGCCAAAUCAUGGACUUUCCUCUGGGAGCAGCCUUAUGAAUUUCAAAGAAUCUACAGUCCAGCGUUUCAAAUCAUGGACUCUUAUGUAUCAGCUGCUGUUUAGAAAAAUAAUGAGGCCUUUUAACAUGCACCUACAAUGCCAACGUGUUCAUGUACAGUAGCAUUUGUAGUUUACAAUUUUCAGAGCAACUUGAAAAUCAUUAAGUACAGAGAAUGUGCAAUAUAAGUGUAAAAGAAUGGGACCUUUGAUUUGAUUAUCUAUUCAGUCACCAAGUAAACUAUUAUAAUUAUCUUAAGUUAAAUGAUAGAUGUAGCGUUGUUCACUUUCACGGAUGUCUCAGGAAGUCAGGCAUUUGUUAGUAUAAGAGGAUUUUGGCAAAGUCUAGCCUUUGUUGUUAAUGUACUCCAUAUUUGCUACAAUGAAUACAGAGUUUUUUUGUGUCUGUAGAAAGA
Messenger RNA from Myripristis murdjan (pinecone soldierfish), 1660 nucleotides. Its product is annotated as KATNB1-like protein 1. The coding region runs from base 288 to 1196 and encodes 302 amino acids. The transcript has 10 exons. The record is from RefSeq and is a predicted model, not a curated record. Gene Ontology annotation, cellular component: nucleolus. NCBI's taxonomy places the organism in Eukaryota, Metazoa, Chordata, Actinopteri, Holocentriformes, Holocentridae. Gene Ontology annotation, molecular function: microtubule binding.